AACCGUUAAUUUUGGCGACAGAAUAGGUAGAGUCAUCUUCACUAAUGAUCUGUACAAAAUCAUAAUAUCUCUUCUCGAUGAACAAAUCAUACAAAAAUAUCUCUUCUGACUUCUCAAAAUAUAAAGAGAACUCCAAACAUCUCUCACUAGUCACUCACUCCGUUACCUUGAUCAGCUUACUCACUGUCACCAAGGUUGUUCAACAAGUAGAAAAAUGUUGUCUCUUGCACUCUGCAACUCAAACCCACAGUUUCAUCUCCACUCUUACAACAAGAAUAAUCUCUCUAAUUCUCAGUUGAUUAGAUCACAACACCAACCAAAACAAAAUCUAAAACUAGGGUUACCCUUUUCUUCUUCUUCUUCUUCUUCUUCAUUUUCACUAAAUCACAACCAGAAUCCCCUUAAAUUUAACAAUCAGAUGACGAGAAAGAGAAAUGGAAAAUCACUUGGAGCAGUUUGUUACCAGUCAACUGCUUCAUUGUUGGCUCCUCCAAACCUUCAAUGGGCUUGUGUGAUUGCUUCAGCUGUUUUAAUGGUUGUAAAAGGAACUGCAAUUCCAAAAUCAGUUCUUGUUCCUUUGUUUAUCUUACAAGCACCUAGGGAGAUCUUUAAUUGGAUCAAGGGUGAAUAUGGUGUUUGGACAAUUUUCUUGGCUCUUGCCGUUAAACUGUUUUAUUAUAUUCCAUCACAAUUGGAAUUACCGCUUUAUGCAAUGUUGUUUGUGAUUGUUUCUCCUUAUCAAGUAGCUGAUCUAAGAGGAACCGAAGCUGGUUCUCUUAUUUCUCUGUGCAUUGCAGGGUUCUUGGCUUUUCAGCAUUUCAGAGGGGUAGGAGAUGUAAAGAAAGGAUUUGAGCAAAAUUCUAUUCUUGCUACUGUUGGUAUUAUCUGUAUUACUCUUGCUCCAUUGUUGCUUUUGGUUGGAUCAAGAGUAUGAAUGAAUCUGUCUGUGGUGAAAGAUUUUAGGAAUAAAACCGAGACUGUGUAACGUAGUUUUGUUUGUAACUGAAGUAGAAUAAAGUUGUGUUACACUAACUAGAAAAAGAAAAAACAAUGUUUAUUUUGUAACGGUAAUCAUAUGUAAAUCUCUGAGAUCAUCAAUUCUGAAUUCCAUUUUAAGAUUA
This is a messenger RNA of Papaver somniferum (opium poppy), 1121 nucleotides long. Its product is annotated as cold-regulated 413 inner membrane protein 1, chloroplastic-like. Lineage: Eukaryota; Viridiplantae; Streptophyta; Magnoliopsida; Ranunculales; Papaveraceae. The transcript has a single exon. The record is from RefSeq and is a predicted model, not a curated record. Gene Ontology annotation, cellular component: membrane. Bases 215 to 934 code for a protein of 239 amino acids.